ACUGUUGAUUCAGCAAGAGAUGGAAAGUCCCGAAUUUCCUGGACGCGUCGCAUUAGGUCAUUUUGCAUGCUAUUAUUAGCAAAAUUCUUUCAUGUUCGUGAAGAAAGGGAUUUUCCAAGCUUCACGAUUACCAACUCUACUGAGUCAUCACUCAUAACUCACAUUUUUGUAGUAAUCUACGGUUGUGACAUUGGGAUUUUAGGCGCUCUCAGGACGUAAACAAGUUAGAAAGACCAGUCCUACGUACUCUAAUACAUGUUCAGCAAGCUGUAUCCAACUGACUCAGCUCGGUUUCUGAGACUGAGGCUCUGGCUUUGCUGCAUUUCAAAUCGAUCUAGCUGAGCUGCGUGUGUUUUUUCACACAUACAAGCUUCACCUGGUAGCGCAAUAGGAGGGAGCGAGCGAGUCAUCAGAAGCUUUAGAAUAAAAUACAUCCACGAUGAUGGAGGAGAAAUCUGACUCGGUGCAGUCUGUGGAGAUUCCAGAGGACAUGUUACAGCAGCUCAUACACCAGAACGGUCAAGUGGGCUUACCCAUGUCUGGAGCUGAGAAUGAUUUCGAUAGCAACGACCUGAUGCAUCUACCUGUAAUGAAAGGUCUUCAGGAAGAGGUGUCCAAACCUCAUCUCAAGAUAUUGGAACAACCCAGACAGCGAGGAUUUCGGUUUCGAUAUGGAUGUGAGGGUCCAUCACACGGAGGAUUACCAGGCCAGAACAGUCAGAGAGGCAAAAGAUCCUUCCCUUCCGUUGAGAUCUGUAAUUACAAAGGCUCUGCCCGUAUAGUUGUCUCCUUGGUAACCAAUGAAGAGACGCCCCGCCCCCACGCCCACUCUCUGGUAGGGAAGCACUGUAAGGAUGGGCUCUGCACAGUCCAGGUCGGCCCCAAGGAUAUGACAGCAAGGUCAGAAAUGAGCUUCCCAAACCUGGGCAUCCUGCACGUGACGCGCAAGGACGUCGUCCCGACCCUCAAGACCCGUAUCUUGGCCCAGCAUCGUCUCUACAAGGAUCUGAUCAACAACUCUACACCAGGGGAAAGCCACUGGACGGAGCCGUCCGAUGCAGAGAUCGAGAAGAAAGCCAAGGAGAUGGCUAAGGAUAUGGAUCUUAGCGUCGUCCGGCUCUGCUUCCAGACCUAUCUGCCGGACAUCUCAGGACACUUCACCCGACCCCUUGACCCUGUCAUAUCAGUGCCAGUCUUUGAUAGCAAGGCACCCAACGCCACGACCCUCAAGAUCUGUCGCAUGGACAAGAGUGCAGGAUGCUGUACAGGAGGAGAGGAGGUCUAUCUGCUCUGUGAUAAGGUCCAGAAGGAGGACAUACAGGUCAAGUUCUUUGAGAUCUCUGCCGAUGGUCAGAUGGUCUGGCAGAGCUUAGCAGAGUUUGGUCCAACCGAUGUUCAUAGACAGUAUGCAAUUGUAUUUAAGACUCCAGCCUACAAAGAUAUAAACAUUGAUAAACCUGUGUAUGUGCACGUUCAGCUCAAGAGGAAAUCAGAUAAUGAGACCAGCGAUCCCAAGCCUUUCACCUUCCACCCUCAAGUACCAGAUCGGGAAGGAAUCCUUCGUAAGCGUAAGAAGCACUUGGCUCACUUUAAUGAGUAUAGUAGCACCUACCAGCAGGGUGGCCUAGGGGGAAGCAGUGGCAUGGGAGGAGGAGGAGGAUCAACAUCUUUUAAUUUCAACAACCCUAACAUGGGGUAUGGAGCUAAUACCUACAACUUUAGCGGCAACCAAAUGACCUCUUCAACAUCGCAGCCACAAUCAGUGCCGCAACAAAUCCCUAGCCACCAGUCUGGGGUCGUUGCUACCGGCAACUCCUCUCAGCAGAUGGUAUACACAACAUCGACCGGUGCACAGAACCACCAGCCCUUGCCUAGCAUUGCAACACUAGCAAGGAAACCCCAAGAGCAGCCACAGCAACAACAAUUCCAGUUGCAGCAACAACUGCAGCAGCAACAGCAGCAACAACAGCAGCGACAGCAGCAACAGCAGCGACAGCAGCAACAGCAGCAGCCGAUGCAGAUGGAUUUCCAGAUGCCACCUAUCCAAGGCAGUGCGAUGGGAGGCCAGGCUGGUGGAGAUCGCGUUAAGAUGGAGAGUGAGAGCAAAUACUGUGGCAACAUGGAUACAGCAGAAGGAUUUCAGCUGGACUCCAAUACAUUACGUGAUUGUGGGCCGCUACCAGACCUCAAAGAACUUCAAGAUACAGGUGUCUUGGAUCUCAUCCCAAAGGGUAUCUCAAGACCAAAGGAUAUGGUGGAGAAAAAUAUUCAAACUGAUGACAUAACAAUAGACAGUGAUUCCAUGGCAUGGCAUGUUGCCCAGGUAACAGCCAAUGCUCUUCAUGACUACGCAGCUACGGGUGACAUUAAAACAAUCCUAACGGUCCAGAGACAUCUUAUCGCUGUGGAAGAUGAUAACGGAGAUACACCGCUGCAUGCUGCAAUCAUCAACAAGAAGUAUGAUGUGACACAUGCGCUUCUCUCGGCUGUAAUCAAGAUUCCAGAUCAGAUCAUCGUUAACCAGACUAACCAUUUGAAACAGACUCCCCUCCACCUGGCCGUCAUCACAAAUCAAUCCAAGAUGGUGGAGGUCCUUUUGAGAUGCGGGGCCAACCCCAACCUCUGUGAUCAUGAGGGUAAUACCCCCCUCCAUCUGGCCACUAGGAUGGGUAUGGCAGAAGGUGUAAACUUCCUGGUGCGUGGCCCCAAGGCUAAGGCAGCCAUUAAACCCAUCAAGACCGACAUUAAUCCAACAAACUAUGAAGGCCUUGCCCCAGUCCACCUGGCUGUGAUCGCUAAGAACUUGGAUAUCCUUAAGGCACUUGUGUCAUCAGGAGCGGAUGUCAACGUAGCUGAUGGGAAGACCGGCCGAACCGCCCUCCACUAUGCCGUGGAAGUCGAGAGCUUCCCAAUUCUGGGCUACCUCCUGAUCGAAGCCAAGGUCGACAUCAAUGCCGUGACCUUCUGUGGGGACUCGGCCCUUCACCUGGCCAGUAGCCUGGAUCUGAGGGCGGUGGCCACGCUCCUCAUCGCAGCAGGAGCUGACCCUAAGCUGGAGAACGCCGACCUGGGGGACGACAGUGACAGCGAUGUCGACGGGGAGGAUGACGAUGGUGAGAAGGAUGAGGAGAAGAAGGAGGAGGGAGUGGAAGAGGAGGAGAAGGAGAAGCAUGGGAAGACACCCUAUCAGCUGGCCACAAGUGCUAAGAUGAAAGAAGUCUUGUCUGGACAUUCCACCAGGAGAGUAGAGGAGGAGGAUUUUGACUACAUCGAGACAGGAAGUGCCAUCAGUUCCGUUGGGUCAAUCCAAUCAGAGGACCACAUGAAAGUCAAUAGCUGGGACCAGGGCUACUUCUCAGGGAAGUCCAGCUCCUCUGUCUCUAACCUGGAACUAAAGCGAACCUGGCCCAGAGUUAAAAGCAGAAUGCUAGGGAGCUCCCUCAUCACAUCUAAAGGAGACAUUGGCCUGUUGUCUGAAACCACCACCGAGAAGCUAGGCUCUAUGUUGGAUGAUAAUUACCCUACUACACAGAGCUGGUUUACCCUGGCCAAUCGGCUCGGACUCUCCAACAUGCUCAACUUUCUCAAGCUUGUCCCAAGCCCCACUGCAGUCAUUCUCAAACAGUUUGAGGCUAUGGAUGGAACCAUUAAGGAGCUCCGAGACGUCCUCUAUUCAAUGAAUCACAUAGAAGCUGUGGCCUUACUGGAUCAGGCCGUCUCAUGGAGGAAAGAGAAAGCUGAUGAGGCUCAUAUGUACAGUUCGAUGCACCAGUCUUUGGGUAAGAUGAAUUUGUCCGACGCUCACAUGCAUCAACAUCAAUUCGUUUACUAGAUUUCUAUCUUGCCCGUCACAAGUACAUCACCCUCUUUUACUGGCGAUUGUACGGCAUGCUCCGAUGUCAGUUGCUCAACAGUCUAAUAUUUAGACUUAAGUGAACAGGAGUGCUCUGAAUGCACAGGUGUAAUAUCAAAUGGUCUUACACAUGUGGGUUUUUUAUACAAGGAGAACAAUGUGAGAAGUUAUCACGUUCCAUUCCAGUUUUCAAAAACUGUACUUGAGCUUUAAGACCAGCCAUGGUUCAGACAAGCCCCCAAACUUGGAAGAAAAAUCUUGAAAUUCUCUUCCUGAAAGUGUACCAAUUAGGUUUGCAUUUUUGUGUACCAGUAAUGCAAAGGACAAUGAUGUACUUUGAGAAUGGAAUACAGACAAUCUUUACCUUACCAACAAUGUACAGUCUAUUUAGUGAGAAUUGUUGUUAUUGAAUUGUUAUGUAAAUUUACUGGAGAUGCUCUCACGUUAUUGUUAUCUUUUUUUACAUGUUAUAAUGUUGUCUUCAGUGUAGUAUAGGAUUUCUUAGAAAAGAAAUUUAACCAAAAAAAGUAAACAAAAGGAGAGUGGCAUAUGCAAGUAUUAUGUAAUACAAAUAUGUCGAGGAUUUUGAAUUUUGAAGGUUACUGAUUUUUGCAUAUUCACGGCAUUUGGAUGUGGGACAGAGCUAUCGAUAGCAAGGUAUUCCAUGGAGGAAUUUCUUGGGAAUUUUUUUUGAGCUGCAGAUGAAACUUCCUGAUGGAAAUAUGUAAAUGUGUAAAAAAAAAUAAUGCCGAUAUUAUUUCUUUAAUAAUUGCAUACUUGUGAUAUCUGAAUGUACAUAUAUGUAUUUUAUGAAGGAUAAUAAUGAGUUUAUCUUGCUUACUGAUUGAAUUAUUAGUUGGAAUGAAUAAUAGAAAUUCAUGAUUUAUAUUUCAUUUUAUGAUAGAAGAGACACAGAAAAAAAGCUGAUAUAUGAUUACUUGCCAAAACAAACCGCUUCUUAUGCCUGGAGAUCGUUAUGUGAUGUUUGGAGAGGGAAACAAAUCAUUAAACAGUUACUUUAAAAACCCAUCAGUUGAUUGACAAAGAUUUAUGGUAGAGAUUAUUGGAAGUUUAUAAGUAUAAUAUGGCAAAUGAUUUUGUAAAUAAUGUACUGUUUGAAAUUUUUGGAUAGUGGGAACACUUCUAUUAAGAGAUGAAUGGCUAAAAAGCAGUACUAACAAGAUAUAGGAAAGGACUCGUGUAAAUUCCAAUUUAUUUUUCAUGUGAAUUGUAUUGUCUUGUAAUAUUUUGUAUCAUUUUGACACUCGUUCUAAUUGAAAUACUGAGAAUUAUUGAAUCAGAUCUACGUUAUGUAUAUAAUCUUUUUUGUUGUUGAAUUAAAGUGACAGAUGACUGCUUUGACUAAUAUGUUGUCAUGAGAGAUGCUGUCAUCAUUUAUUAAAGCCUCCAUUUUUGAGGGGUGACUGACUAAUAAUUGUAAUGAUUAAAUGCAUUGGAAAAUAGUCGGCAACAAAUUUGAUCUAAAGUUGAUGAUUGGAGUCGGUAGAUAACUCUCCCUUUACAUUGGUACAAAUUUCUUGCACAAAUAUAAUUUUGUAAGGGAUUUUGAGUCGUAAGUAAAAUGCACAUACAAAUAUAUACAGUUGAGAUAAUGUUUCUGUUUUUGUUUUUUAUACAUCUGAACAUUCUAUUUUUUCGUGUGUUUGAGGAUCUUGUAAAAAAUAUCAGUUUGUCACAUACAAAUUUGAAAGUCAAAGGAAUGCCAUGUUUUAUGUACAUAGAGAAAUUGUUUCUGUAUAAAAACACCUUAUGGUAUAUAAGCCUAUACUGGAAAUCUGAUCAUUUAAUCUUCAUUUGCACUACAUUGUAUAGUACAUGUAAAUGGUUAUGUGCCGCGUUUUUAAAUGUAGUAAAAUCUAAGAUUUUACGGCUUGUGUAAAGUUGUGGGAAAAGUUCAUGCCGAGUAAAUCAUAAAUCGGGACUGCACUCCUUGUAGCUACUUGUAGCGCCCUCGAUAUAGCCAACAAUGCCUAAGCGGUACCCAUUGAUCCCCCAUGGUCCCCCUUUUUCUUAUGUUAAUUGAGAGCCAAUUUGAUGAGAUAACCACCUGCCAGUGACCAUGCAGGGAGAUGUAAUCCCUCCUGGCCAAACUAGUGCAGAUGGGCUUUAAUCUGUUGUAUACUGUCCCAUAUAUUCACACACAUGUUGGUUUAAAGAUGAGUAAGUUGUUCGAUUAGACAUACUUUUAAUAGACCCUUUACUUAAUUUAAAGAUAUUAGGUAACCUUGCAUUUUUAACCUUGAAUAAUAUUAGAUAAAAUAUUCAUUUCAGAGUGGGGCAUUAGACAGGAGUUCACUUUUAAGAUACAAAUGAAUUAUCUUUAAAAAUGAAGCCAAAACAAAGAAAAAAACAGAUUUACAUGUAUGUUAUUUUAGGGAUAGCAUGUAACAUGAAUCGAUGAUAUGAAGUGUUUUUCUUGGCUGUGUAAGUUUAUUAGUCCUUUCUCUGUUUGUUCAGAUAAAGAUAUGAAAUUAUAAAGCUAUUUAAAAAACUUGAAAUGGAAGUAAUGAUAUUGUGAAAAUGAUUCUCGGCGACUUAAGAAUAAAGGCUUGAGAAAACUAAA
Molecule: messenger RNA, 6437 nt
Organism: Strongylocentrotus purpuratus (purple sea urchin)
Lineage: Eukaryota; Metazoa; Echinodermata; Echinoidea; Camarodonta; Strongylocentrotidae
Gene: NFkB
Product: NFkB protein
Exons: 20
Coding region: 440-3832 (1130 amino acids)
Biological process (GO): cellular response to stress; inflammatory response; response to cytokine
Cellular component (GO): cytoplasm
Molecular function (GO): protein binding; DNA binding; DNA-binding transcription factor activity
Source: RefSeq, a predicted model, not a curated record